CUGAUCAGAUUCCAUCAAAGCUGUUGUGUUUUGAAAGUAACCUUGUUUGAGUUUCAUUCUUCAGAUGUGAAAUAACACUGGAGGUUUCUCUGAGAUUGUGCAGAAAUAUUUUAUUGAAGUCGUGACUUUUGUAGCUUGUAAGAACUGUCUUUGUCCUCAGAGAAGCCUAAUGCCUCCUCCACUGUGCUCUCCCCGCCUCCUCCUCCUCUUCUUCGUCCUCCUCCUCCUCCUCCUGUGUCCUGAGGUGUGGAGCUAUGAGGCUCCUGAGGAUAAGCAGGAUGUGUUUGCUACGAGAGCCUGCCCUGCCUUCCUGACCUUCACCAACGCUGCCUACCUGGCUGGAGUCACUUUGGAGCUGCCCUGCUACUGCAAACCACAACAGGUCCAGUCAGUUGUGUGGUUCUUUAGGAAACAUCUGGGCGGCUCCAAGGAGACCAGAGCCCUGACUGAUCACCAUGGCAACAAGCUGCUGGACCCUAGUCAUAUCCCUCACAGCAGCACCCUGCGGAGUCGAUUCUCCAUCCGUCUCUUCAGCCUGCUGAUCUUCAGGGCGGGGCCCGACGACUCUGGCAUCUAUAUCUGUGGCUCUGACCACAAAGACUUCUUCUAUGGUUACGACCUGGAUAUUCAGGAGGCGCAUGCAAUCAGCUUCACUCCGCGGCUAACUCCAGAAACUAUGAGCAAGAAAAGGAAUGAAAGAAAAGGACGCGGCUCUGCUCAGCCGUUGUACCGGAUUUUCACCAGCUUCCGGCCCUGGUCAGUCUGUGAUCGCUGUGGAGUACCAGGAGAGCAGGUUCGUGUGGGACUCUGCUACAUCCACUCCCACUUCCUGCAUGUACGCUACAGACGGGCCAAUCAGACAGUUGCUUCAUGUGGCUCAGGGGCAGUUCCCACAACUUUUGGCCAACUGAAGAAAAGCAGAGUUGGAGCCAAGCUGGAGGUCAGAAGCUGUCAUGUGACCUGUCCAACUCAAGCUCCUCCAUCCUCCAAAAUCCUUGCUCUGAUGGCAUUUCUUGGGUACAAUUCUGACUCCCUGCCAGUGAAGGUGCCAGUGAAGGUACCAGUGUUCUACUUGAACCACCGUGCGGACCGCGUUCUGACCCUGGGCUGUCCCGGGGCACGACCUAACAUGGCCGUGGCCUGGGACCGAGAAUCUAAACCCAUCUACCGAUCUGAACACUCGGCAGGUCGUAACCUCAGCGCCACCCCCCCCAGGAUACUCAUAGACACCGGACACCAUCUGGUGUUUAAACCUGCAAAAACCCAGGACUCAGGUGUCUACUACUGCUGGCUGCAGGGUCAGCCGGCCGCCGAGAUACGACUGCUGGUCUAUGCCCAUUUGGGGCGGGGGCAGUCAGUGACAUCACAUCCUGACUUUCCAGCAGCUCUCAAGACUGUGUUAAGAUCAUAUGCUGUCAUGACAGCUGUAUUUUGCCUUCUGGUGUUCGGCAGAGCUGCAGUCAGACAUCUCAGAGACACCGGAGAAACACAUGUGGAUUAAACUGAAUACUUGGAAGUUGGGUAGUUAUUUUCAGCCACCAUAAUAAUGAUGUCCAGAGUUAUACCAUCAUCAUAUUACUUAGUAACCAAAAACAGGUGCUACUGAAGGCCAACAUGUUAGGCUGGCAAGUUAGCAUGCAAAAACCAAAUGGGGCUUUUAGAGUUCCUUGGAGAGCAAUUCAACCAGGAUGCAGAUAUGGUUUGUCUUUUGUUUGCAUUUUGACUUGAUGCAAAGAGUUGAUAGUUCAAGUGUGGCCAACCUCAAACGGUCAUGACUAGAGACAAGAUGUGAAAAGCGAAAAGCUACAGUUCCACUUGUCCAACGCUUGGCUCAAUAACCAACAAAAGAAUUCCUGUCAGCUGCAGCAGAUUGAUGCUAACAUACUAAGCUGCAAAUAUUUCCAUGCUAUUUGUUGUGUGCGGAUUAUACACAGACAAUAAAAUCCACAGUUUAUAUGUUAUGUUUAAAUCAACACUUGUUAGCUGAAAAAGUAAACACUGACAUCGCACUGACUAAACACAGCAAAAGACAAGAUGUUAACACUGGUUCUCUGUGUCGAACUCAUAUGCUUUCUGCACUCACCAAGCCCCUUAUGCAACUUUUCAUAUGGAUGUAAUUUCCAGGAGACAGGCUUGUGAGCAGUAAACACUGAACAGUGAAGGUGAAUAAGGUUGGAAGUAGGUUCUGUAGGUAGGUAGUUAUAGACAUAUACAGUAUUUACUACAUACUGGACAAGGGUAUCGCAAACAGCAAGGUUGCCACACACGCUUUUUUUAGAAAAUUAUAUCUUUCUAGUCACAUCUUUGAAGAAAACAAUAAAACCUCUUAAACCUUCUUAUA
This is a messenger RNA of Siniperca chuatsi (mandarin fish), 2341 nucleotides long. RefSeq names its product Ig-like V-type domain-containing protein FAM187A. The coding region runs from base 170 to 1501 and encodes 443 amino acids. The transcript is spliced from 5 exons. The record is from RefSeq and is a predicted model, not a curated record. NCBI's taxonomy places the organism in Eukaryota, Metazoa, Chordata, Actinopteri, Centrarchiformes, Sinipercidae.